Molecule: messenger RNA, 2325 nt
Organism: Hibiscus syriacus
Lineage: Eukaryota; Viridiplantae; Streptophyta; Magnoliopsida; Malvales; Malvaceae
Product: growth-regulating factor 1-like
Exons: 4
Coding region: 215-1981 (588 amino acids)
Biological process (GO): DNA-templated transcription; regulation of DNA-templated transcription; developmental process
Cellular component (GO): nucleus
Molecular function (GO): ATP binding
Source: RefSeq, a predicted model, not a curated record
UCGAUUAUUUUAUCUUUAUUCCAUCUUUACAUCAAAUCUUUAAACGAAAGCUACUCUGGUCUGGUCUGGGUCUGAGAUAAAGCUUAAACCAUAGACCUAUGAACCAUACACUUAAAAACGGAACAAUUACCCACUUCACAAGUAAUAACCCAAUGCUCCAUUGCUUGAAUCUUGAGUUUGUCUUGUAAGUUGGAUUGUGGGGUGUGUUUUCUAUAUGGAUUUUGGGGUGGUGGGUUUGAAUGAGUUCGUGGGUUCAGAGGUUACAGCUACUACCACUGGUUUUACUUCUCUUGCUUCAGGUCCUGAGACGAAGCAGAAAUGGUACGGGUCCGGUUUCCUCAAGCAAGAGAGAUCUGGCAACAAUGAGGAUGAUUGGAGGAGUUCAAAGCUUGCCAAGUUUGACGAUUUUUCAGCCUCCAAGGCAAUGUUUCUGAACGAGAGAGGUACUUUACCAAGAUCCAAUACCUCGAUCUUCUAUGACGGACAACAGCAGCAGCAACAAAUGCUGAGCUUUUCUGCUCCCAAAUCAGAAGCUCUCUCAGUGGAUAAGGGCUCUCUAAAUGUCGCAUUCCCUUACUUUCACCUCUCAUCACCCUCUUACAGUAGAAACACAGGCUAUAGCAGUGGAGGAUUUAAUGGUGCAAAUAUGCACGGGGUGAUAGCAGGAGCUAGAGGUCCAUUCACUCCAUCUCAAUGGAUGGAGCUGGAACACCAGGCUUUGAUCUACAAAUACAUAACUUCUAAUGUGCCUAUACCAUCUAAUCUUCUCAUUCCUAUAAGAAAAUCCCUUGAUUCUGCUAAUUUCUCUAUUUUCUCUGGUGGACUCCUCAGACCCAAUACAUUGGGAUGGGGUGCUUUUCAUCUUGGGUUCUCAAAUAACACUGAUCCAGAGCCAGGACGGUGUCGUAGAACAGAUGGAAAGAAAUGGCGGUGUUCAAGAGACGCGGUUGCUGAUCAGAAGUAUUGCGAGCGGCAUAUGAACAGGGGUCGCCAUCGUUCAAGAAAGCCUGUGGAAGGUCAAUCUGGCCAUUCCGCCGCGGCCACUACCACCAAACUGAUGCCUACAGUCUCAUCUUCCUCAGCAUCAGCUGUAGGGCCAACCAGUGGCAGCGGCGAGUCCAUCAGCCUAGCCAUUGCACAACAGCAGUUCAAGAAUUUGCAGCCUGGUAGUGCAUCCAACCUUUCUGCGGCAGCUCCAUUGAACAGGUUGCUUCUGAGUAAAGACACUGUGGGUGAAAGAAUACAUGAUGGACUCACCAUGGCAUCUCUGACCGAUGACCUAAAAUCUAAAGAAAACCCUUUCUUGAUCCUGAAGCAGCAGAUCUCAUAUGAGCAAAACUCGAGAACCGAGUUCGGAGUUGUUUCCUCUGACUCACUGCUUAACCCUUCUCAUAAGAGUUCUACCUUGAUUAAGUGCAGAAAUUUUGGUUCCUCUCAAGAUCUUACCAGUCAUGAAACUGAAACCCAGUAUUCUCUUCGCCAGUUUAUGGAUGAGUGGCCUAAAACCCAGUCUGAUCGUUCAGCCAUUUCCUGGCCUGAGGUUGAUGUUCAAUCAGACAGGACCCAACUUUCCAUAUCAGUACCCAUGGCUGCCUCUGAUUUCAUGUCCUCUACUUCGUCCACCAACAAUGAGAAAGUAACACUAUCACCUCUCAGAUUAUCACGUGAAUUCGAUCCAAUACACAUGGGCUUGGGAGUGGGCAGUGUUAUGCAUGAAUCAUACCAAAGGCAAGCGAAUGGAAUUCCCAUCUCUUGGGAGUCUUCCAUGGGUGGUCCUCUUGGUGAGGUAUUGCAUAGUACCAACAGCAGCGGAGGUGAGUGUAAGAACUCAUCAGCACUUAAUCUCAUGACAGAGGGCUGGGACAAUAACCCUCAGUUAGGAUCAUCUCCGACCGGGGUAUUACAAAAGACUACAUUCGGUUCUCUUUCUAAUAGCAGUGCGGGUAGCAGUCCAAGAGCCGAGAACAACGAGACCAACUAAAGUGCUAGCCUUCGCAAUAAUCUCCGGGGUUCUACCCCUGUUCAGUCUUCCUCCCUGCCUGCUCUAUAAUCUACUCUACCUACAGCUAUGUCACUAGGUUGUGGGAGAAAAUGGAGAAAUGGGGAAGCAUGAAUUUAAGAAUUUUAUAGUUGUCUUAUAUUAUCAUGUUAAUCCUUUUAAUUUUUGUAAUUUGUACUUCUUUGCCAAGAUUUGUUCCUAUAAUUUAGAUAUUAAUCUUUGUUACAAGUAACUAGGAAAGGCUGUCUGUCUAAUAUUGUGAAAGUACGUUUGGGAACAAUUUUUUUUUUGAGCUUUCAUUGUAUGGUAAUGACUUGUGCUGGCAA